Adelges cooleyi (spruce gall adelgid) is the source of this 844-nucleotide messenger RNA. Its product is annotated as vesicle transport protein GOT1B. Gene Ontology annotation, biological process: retrograde transport, endosome to Golgi; endoplasmic reticulum to Golgi vesicle-mediated transport. The transcript has 7 exons. NCBI's taxonomy places the organism in Eukaryota, Metazoa, Arthropoda, Insecta, Hemiptera, Adelgidae. The coding region runs from base 192 to 629 and encodes 145 amino acids. The record is from RefSeq and is a predicted model, not a curated record. Gene Ontology annotation, cellular component: membrane; endoplasmic reticulum.
UAGACUAUAUCUGUAGUGAACAGUGUAUCAGUUAUUAGUUAAUUGUAGUCUCUGCUUUGUAAUAACUUAAGUUAUGUUAUUUAGUAAUAAUAAUUAAUUUUAAUAGAAAUGUAAAAAUGUUAAUGAAAGUAUAGUCACUUGGAAAUGAUUUUGAAAUAAGAUUUUUGUAACAAUAAUAUUUCACAUUUAAAAUGUCCUCUAUGUUCGAAAUAACUGAUUUACAAAAAAUUGGAGUUGGAUUGGCCGGAUUUGGAAUAUCAUUCCUGUUUUUAGGCAUGUUAUUGUUAUUUGACAAAGGACUUUUAGCGAUUGGCAACAUACUAUUUAUAGUUGGGUUAAGCUGUGUUAUUGGAGUAACACGAACAUUAAAAUUUUUCUUUCAACGCCAUAAAAUUAAAGCCUCGUUAUCAUUUCUCGGUGGCAUUUUUGUUGUCUUGUUUGGAUGGCCUAUAGUUGGAAUGUUACUAGAAAUAUAUGGAUUCAUACUUCUUUUCAGCGGUUUCUUUCCAGUAGCAGUCAAUUUUUUACGAAGAGUGCCAGUGUUGGGUACAAUGCUCAACUUUCCUGGAAUUAGUGGAAUUUUAAAUAAAAUCGGAGGAGAUACUAAUCGAUCUAUGGAUUUUCAAUGAUGUGACUUGUUUAUUACAACUUAUUCCUACUAAUUGAACAUUCCUUGGUUUUUCUGUUAAUACAGAAAUGUCCAUUUAAUAUAACAUUGUAAUCAUUUAAAACAUACCAUAAUGUCAUUAAAACAUAUGUUUUAUACUUUAUAGUUGUUUUAAUAAUUAUUAUUAAUUACUAAGUUAUCUAAAUUAUCAAUAAUAGUGAUUCAACAUUUUGUAUU